Ascoidea rubescens DSM 1968 is the source of this 1176-nucleotide messenger RNA. RefSeq lists its product as uncharacterized. The record is from RefSeq and is a predicted model, not a curated record. Bases 1 to 1158 code for a protein of 385 amino acids. Lineage: Eukaryota; Fungi; Ascomycota; Saccharomycetes; Ascoideales; Ascoideaceae. The transcript has a single exon.
AUGAUAAUUCAUAAAGAUAAUGAUGAUAAUGAAGAAGCCAUUAAAAAUACGAAUAUUAACAUUAUUGAGGAUAACAGUGAUAUAAACAGUGAUAUAAAUAAUAAUAUCAAUAAUAAUAAUAAUAAUAAUAAUAAUAAUAAUAAUAAUAAUAAUAAUAAUAAUAAUAAUAAUAAUACUGGUCAAAAUUUAUCAAUCUCCAAUUCUUCCUCUUUUAAAUCUCCCAUUUUUAAUACCCAGUUUAACAGUCCAGUACAAAUCAUGUCUCAAAAUGAAAUUCAUUCCAUUUUUUUUGACACUUCGUCAGCUUCAAUUAACCACAAUAUUGACAAUAACAAUAACAAUAACAAUAACAAUAACAAUAACAAUAACAGUAACAGUAACAUUGAUAUUGACAAUGAUAAUGAUAACGACAAUGAUUUAUUAUUCAGAAAAAAUCUGUUUAAUGAAUCAAGUCCAAAAAUUGACGAAAAUAUACUAAACUCGCUAACUUUCUCUCUAAAUAAUAUAAAUAAUAUAAAUAAUCAACUUCACAUCCAAAAUGACAAUGAUGAUGAUAAUGAUAAUGAUAGUGAUCUUACUUACUCAAAUUAUUCUCACAACUUCUCUAAUAUACAUCUGCCUGACACUUCUAAUGAUUACCCAAAGACACCAUCCCAAUUAUUCUACUCCGAACCUUUAACUCCUAAUGAUAUUCAUCCAAUUAUACCUUGUUUCUCAUAUUAUAAUUACAAUGAUCAUCACAAUAAUGAUCAUCAUAAUAACCAUAGUAAUGAUCAUCAUAACAAUCAAAAUAACCAUUAUAAUCACAAUAUUCAUGAUGAUAGAAAAGUAACCUUUCCUUCGAUUAAAAUGGAACAGUUCAACCCUAAAAGUGCUUUAUUCAUUCCUAUAAUGCCCUCUAAAAUUGGUGACGAAGAUGAAGAUGCUUAUAAUAAUAACAAUGAUAAUGAUGACUGUAUUUUAGAUUUCACUUUACAAUCUCCAUCAAAAUGUAAACCAACUCAAAAUAAAAAUAAAAAUAAAAAUAAAAAUACAAAUCAAAAAUCAAAAUCAAAACCAAAACCAAAAUUAAGGUCAAAAUCAAACUCAAAACCAAAUUCAAAAAAAUUUAAUACCAUCAAUAAAUCAAAAAAAAACUCAAAAAGGAUUCAAUCUUAAAACAAACAAAUUAAUGAC